Messenger RNA from Pristis pectinata (smalltooth sawfish), 1161 nucleotides. RefSeq names its product serine racemase (gene srr). The record is from RefSeq and is a predicted model, not a curated record. Gene Ontology annotation, molecular function: ATP binding; L-serine ammonia-lyase activity; magnesium ion binding. Gene Ontology annotation, biological process: pyruvate biosynthetic process; L-serine metabolic process; D-serine biosynthetic process. Lineage: Eukaryota; Metazoa; Chordata; Chondrichthyes; Rhinopristiformes; Pristidae.
CCUAGUGGCCGGGGAGAAGCCUGUCUGUGGAGGCUGGGGCAGCACGGACAGAAUGCCUUCUCACUACUGCAUCUCGCUGGCCAGCGUGCAGAAGGCUCAGACUGCCAUAAGUGGCCUUGUCCACCGAACCCCUGUCCUCACCAACUCCACGCUGGACCAGUGGGCUGAGCGGAAGAUCUUCCUCAAGUGCGAGCUUUUCCAGAAAACGGGAUCGUUUAAGAUCCGAGGAGCCCUAAACGCAGUGUCCAACCUCGGUGAGAGGGGGCAGGAAGGCCUCAAGGCCCGAGCCGUGGUGACCCACAGCAGUGGCAAUCACGGACAAGCGCUGGCCCUGGCUGCUCGAUUGCAAGGAAUUGCCUCUUACGUGGUUGUCCCUCAAACGGCCCCAGCCUGCAAGAAGGCUGCCAUGCUGGAGUAUGGCGCACGCCUCGUGGAGUGUGAGCCCACUGACCAGUCUAGAGUGGAAACUGCGUCCAGAACAGUUACAGAGACUCAGGGGAUCCUUGUCCACCCCAAUCAAGAUCCUCUUGUGAUUGCAGGGCAGGGCACCAUUGGAUUGGAGAUAUUACAGCAGGUCCCAGAUGUCCAGGCAGUGGUGGUCCCUGUUGGUGGUGGAGGACUGAUAUCAGGAAUUGCAGUUGCCAUCAAGACACAGCACCCACAGGUGAAGAUCUACGCGGCUGAGCCAGAGGCAGCGGAUGACUGCUACCAGUCAAAGCGGAGUGGCUGGUCUCCCCCAACGCGCCACCCUCCUGUGACCAUGGCUGACGCAGUGAAGACCAGCAUUGGGAGCACAACCUGGCCCAUCAUCAGGGACCUGGUGGAUGAUGUGUUCACCGUCAGCGAGGAGGAGAUUCAGCGCGCCACACGGCUCGUCUGGGAGCGGGCGAAGCUGGUGAUCGAGCCCACCGCCGGACUGGGCGUGGCGGUGGUGCUCUCCCGCCGUUUCCGAGACCUCCCCAGCAGCCUCCACAACGUCUGCGUGGUGCUCUGCGGGGGCAACGUUGACCUGGACUCCCCGCAGUGGCUGCGCGCACCCAGUGUCGCCAGCUGAGAAGAUUCCGACCUCUACAGCAGAGGAACGGGUCGGCGUCCGUAAGUGGAGCUCGACGCGUUACUGGUGGCCUCUCCGUUUAACUUACGCUGCCAUAUUUGGGUUGG